CAUGCGCAGCUCAACGGAGCUGGUUGGCGCAGUCAUGGCCGCACGGGGACUGACGGCGGGUGUGGAACGAGAGUGGCAGCAGCAGCAGGAGGAGGAUGACUUCGCUCUGGCGCUGCAGCUCCAGGAGCUGUGGGAGGCGGAGGAGGAGGCGGCGCCGGCUCGUGUAGAGGCCUCGCCGGACCCCUUGUCCCUCCGUCCGCUGUCGGUGGUGGAUGAAGCCUGGGAGCUGCUGGAUCCCAGCCCCGACGUGCACGGCCUGUUCGUGCAGUUCAACCAGGCGCUCUUCUGGGGGCGGCUGGCGGCCGUGGAGGUGUCGUGGAGCCCGCGCAUGACCCUCUGCGCUGGAGUGUGUAAAUACGAAGGGAACAGCGGGAUGUGUUCUAUCCGCCUGAGUGAGCCGCUCCUGAAGUUAAGGCCGAGGAAGGACCUGGUUGAGACACUGUUGCAUGAGAUGAUCCAUGCUCUGCUUUUUGUUACUAACAACGACAGAGAUCGUGAGUCUCACGGGCCGGAGUUCUGCAAACACAUGCGUCGCAUUAAUCGUUUGACUGGAGCCAAUGUCACAAUCUAUCAUAAUUUUCAUGACGAGGUAGAUUCGUACCGGCAGCACUGGUGGCGAUGCAACGGCCCCUGUCAGUAUAGAAGACCUUAUUUUGGGUAUGUGAAACGUUCAAUGAAUAGAGCACCCUCUGCACGAGACUUUUGGUGGGCUGAGCAUCAAGAGAAAUGCGGAGGUACGUUCACAAAAGUGAAAGAACCUGAGAACUUCUCUAAGAAACACAAGGAGAAAACAGAGGCAGGAAAACCUCAGGAUUCCAAGUCAACCAACAAAGGCCUGGUCCACUUGGGUGAUAAGAAAGAUCCAAAGCCUUUUAGUGGGAAGGGGUAUCGACUGGGAGGAGCAGGCAGUGGACUCUCAGAGAAAAGCUUAACGUUCAGCAGCAGUGUUAAAAACAGCGAGAGCUGUGAUUCGCAGCAUCGUUGGGCAGGAAGCACAGUGCCAAGACCUAAAAAUGAGAUCAAGUUUGAGAAAUCACCCCGUCACGAUACCUUCUUUCCUCUCUUUAGCGGUGAUGCUAGUGAGAAAAUGAACUUAGCUUCAAAGCGGGAGUUCCCCAAGCUCUCUGUUGCUAAUACAAAAGCGUACAAGAAUGUUAAUGGGUCACCUGUUAAAAUUGCUCCUGUUGUGGAGGAAAACUCAAAGCAAGGUUCUACAAAAGGCAAGAGGGUUUUGCCACCGUCCUUUAACAGGUCACCGAAACAAGUUUGUUUUCAGCCGACUGCAGCAGCUCAGGCUCCAUCUGAGAAGAAAAGUGUGGGAAAUACAGUGCAGCAAUGGCCGAGAAAGGAAGACAAAGUGACCUUUGAAAGCUAUUUCGUAAGAAAGAACAGUGAUGGGACUUUAAAUGCACCUACGAAAACUGAAGCUGAAUUUGCAGUGUGCUCCCCAAGAUCCAGCGCUGCUGAAAGGCAGGAAAAAAACGUCAGUUGUCCUGUGUGCCAGACUGAGGUUUUGGAGUCUAAAAUAAAUGAGCACCUCGAUUCUUGUCUUGUUUGAUCAAAGGAAUCCUCCUUCUGGAGGGCUGAAAGAGGAAUAAUAAAACUGCAUGUUUUUAAGGCAGUUUUUAACAUGAAGAUGUUCUAAAUCCUGCUGAUUUAUCUUUGUUCUUUGGACCAUAAUGUGUUGGUUUUAAUGUAUUUUUGUCUGUUCUUAACCACCCAUAAGAGAAAAGAAUUGCUUUACUUACUGCAUCAGAUUUAAAGAGCAGGUAUCUUUAGAACAGCAAGUACUUUGUUUAAGCCGUCACUACCCAUUCAGGUGGUCCUUCUCUUCUGUGACCUCAGGAAUAUAUAAAUAAGAGAAUCUCAAGGGCUUUCAUUGAAGGUGGGAGAAGCAUAGGCACCAAAAGCAUAGUAAACGAUCCAUGUUAAGCCUGACAUGGGAUCGUGGAACAGGAAAAGAGAAACUCCAGAAGCUCAGUAAGGAUGCUAAGAAAUCAAAGCAUGCUUAGAAGAUGAGAGGGCUCUAAGCUUAAGGGCUCAACUUCAAAAGAGUUAAAAUAAGCUUUGUUUUCAGAAGGAUUUGAAAGUCGGCCUUGCUGUUAAAAGGGUGGGCAAAUGCAGGUUAAUGAUGCUCAAUAUUGUGUGUGCCUUUUGGCCAGGGGACCCAGCUGGGCCUUUCCAGCCACUUUUUUGCACAAACUCAUUGAGAGUUCACUAUUUUGAAUGCUGCGGUUAUUAAGUACAUGAGUAACUACCCUGCAUCGUGUUGACGUUGGGAAAUAGAAGUUAUGAGCAGUGUUGGUAGCAGUGUUUGUAAAGACUGUUAUUGGCCAUGUCCUAAAAGCUUCCUCUUACUCCACUGAAAGUAUUUAAGUGGUCAAACAAUUAAUGGCUCGAUUACUUAAGUAUAAAACUGGUUAUAAAUAUUUUUGCUAAAAGAAGAAAUAUACUUUUUCAUAUGACAUUGCUACACCAACGUUCAAUGGCUAUGUUAGCCAUAGGUGCACAUAUAUUUGCCUUUAAAUUAUUUGUAGUUCUUUUCUAAGACUAGGAAAUAAACUGAUGUGGGAUAGAAGCUGCUAAGAGAUGGGCUUGCUCUUAAAAUACUGGUAUAUUUUAAGAUGUUGACACUAAGGUUGUUUAAAGUGGAUCUGAUUGUACUUACAUGUUCUAAAUAAACUGGUUCUGAACUCUA
Coturnix japonica (Japanese quail) is the source of this 2698-nucleotide messenger RNA. It is a transcript of the gene SPRTN, whose product is annotated as SprT-like N-terminal domain. Gene Ontology annotation, cellular component: nucleus. Gene Ontology annotation, molecular function: polyubiquitin modification-dependent protein binding; single-stranded DNA binding; metalloendopeptidase activity. Gene Ontology annotation, biological process: DNA repair. The record is from RefSeq and is a predicted model, not a curated record. Lineage: Eukaryota; Metazoa; Chordata; Aves; Galliformes; Phasianidae.